Didymodactylos carnosus is the source of this 552-nucleotide messenger RNA. The record is from the annotation of a GenBank genome assembly. Lineage: Eukaryota; Metazoa; Rotifera; Eurotatoria; Philodinida; Philodinidae.
AUGUUAAAGUCGAUAUGGCAGUUUGGUGAUGUAUUAUUAAAACCAAUUAUCGAUGUAGCUGGAUUAGAUAUCUCACAUUGGUUUGACCCGAAAACACAUAACAUUCGUCAAUACAUUGAUCCUGUCACUCAUUGCUUAUUACCCUAUACUCCCACUGGCCGUUUCGUUCAUAUAGCUCCUUCUUAUCCGUCAAGUAAUUUUGCCAAUGAUUUUGGUAUACCAUGGUGGAGAGAUGAUAAAUACAAAAUUGGUGUUUUAUCAAAAAAAGUUCGUCUAAUUCGGAUUUUAAAUGUUUUGACACUUCAAGAUCAAAUUAUUGAAGUAUGUAUGGAAGAAAAUAUGCAUGAAAUUCUCAAUCGAUAUUUGAGACAUAAUUCACAUGCGAACAGUUAUACAUGGAAAUAUGAUGGACGAGUGUUAGAUAUGGAGAAAACGUUGGAUGGAAAUGGUAUAGUCGAUGAUGAUAUGGAUUUUGAACGAUUAAAAAUGAGAGAUGAUACAUAUUUACAAUCAAUUAUUUUAUAUUACAAUGAUGAUUUGACAGAGGAUUAG